GGGCUCAAAACCAAGACCCCGAGCACCCAGUCUGGGCACAAAACCCCUUCCGGGGCCUGCCCCCGCCAUGGCCGCGCGGCCUCAGACGAAGUUGAGCCAGGCCGAGAUGCUCGAGAGGCUGACCGCUGCGCCGUUCAAGCAGACGAGGGCGGUGCCCAAGGAUCGGGCGACGGGAUCUAUGCGCAGCCGCCGCCCCUGGCCAGGCACCCGCGCCUUCGAGGGCGAGCGCGCCGCGCGGCCCCUCCACUCCUCGACCGCCGCGGGCUGCGGCACCUCCGCGCACUACCAGGACCGGGAGGAGAGCAAGCUGAUCGUCGGCUACAUCGAAGAAGAAGCAGCGGCACAGACGGUCGCCGAGAGCCAGGAGUACGUCAAGACGUCGAGGGCCAACCGCCUGGGCGAAGGACGCUGGGUCGGAUAUCCGUCGAGCCAGCCUCUGUCCGGGUCGCCCGAAGAAGGCACGAACGAGCUACAAGGGCUGGCCGCGUGGGUCCACGGCGCGGCCAGCGUGGUCGGCUUCCGGACCGGGGGCUUCCUGCUGUGCGCAGACAAGGUCACGGCGGACCAGUGCGUCAAAGUGUUCGAGACUCUGGGGCUGCUCUGCGCGCUGCUGCUCACCGUCGGGGUGAACAUCUUCGUUGGCCUGAUCGGCCGCAUCAUUUUUCGGGGCCCGAUCAUUUUCUUCGCGGUAGGCCUGGGCCUGCUGUGCGGGGAGAUAGUGCUGUACUUCAGGUCGUCAAGCAGCCAGGCAGCAGUAGAGCAGCGCCUCGCGCCGGCUCCAGCGCUGGAGGGCCUGCGCGCGCGCCCGGAGGCGUACGUGGCGCUGGGCCAGGUCGUGGAGAGGGGCCGCGCCGCCGCGCGGGCCGCGGCGCAGAGCAGCAGCUGUGACGGCUGCCUCGAGGCAGUGAUCGACGGCAGCGCGGCCGUCGAGCGGGCGGCGCUGCUGGAGGCCCUGGCGGCGCUGGCGGCGCGCACGGAGCUGGGCGCGGUGGAGCGCGCGCGGGUCGUCGCGUCGGAGGCCGCCGGAGGACCUGGCAAGCCUGGCGCCGCAGCGCUCGGACGCGGCCGCUUCGCAUCCGUCGUGGGCGCCACCGUGAUGGACGCGGCCGACGGCGCCGGGGCUGUCCAGGUCGCCGCCAAGCGUUUCGCCGCCCGGGCGCGGGCCGUGGACGGCGGCGAGGUGCCCUUUGUGCCGCUCUCCGCGCUGCGGUCCGCCAGGCGCGAGGCCCGCGCCCUUCUCGCGGUGCUCGGGCACGCCAACGUUGUCGAGCUGCUCGGGGUGGUGGCGCCUUUGGCCGCCGCGGCGGCUCCUUCGCCCGUCGGCAGCCUGGACGGGGAGAUGCAGGCGUCGCCGCCGCUGCAGCUGCUCCUCCGCAGGUCUGACGGCUCCCUGUCGGGGCUGCUGGGCUCGGGCGCGGACUGGGAGGGGCUCGGGCGCCCGGGGCGCCUGUCGCUGCUGCGGGACGCGGCGCGCGGGCUGGCCGCCUUGCACGAGGCCCUCGGGCGCCGGACGCGACGGCGGCGCAGCGGCCGAGGACCGGCGCGAGCGCGGCGCGUGGGCUGCCCGCAUCUGCGACCUGGGCUCCGCGGCGGUGGUCGGCGGGGUCACGCCGCGGUCGCCGCUCGGGGGCACCUCGGGGUGGACCGCCCCGGAGGCCGCCGCCGCCGCCACGGCGAUCUGCCAGAUCUGCGGAUGGCAGACGUCUUCAGCUUCGGCGUGGUCAUCUGGGAGGCCGUGGCCGGCCCGGGCGCGCAGAACCCGCUGCAGGGCCUGGCGGGGGAGGCCUACUGCGAGGCGGUGGCUGCAGGGCGGCGCCCGCCUUUCGCCGCCGGCGCCGCCGGGACCGAGGAGGCGAUGCUGGCCGAAGAGUGCUGGCAGCUGGACUCGAGCAGCCGCCCCGCGAUGGCGGAGGUGGUGGGCCGCCUCGAGGCGAUGAUGGGCCCGGCGGAUCCGGACGCCGCCCUGAAGCACGACCCAAGCGCUAUCUCCCCAAGGAGCGGCGCGCACGCGAAGCUGAAGCUGUAG
Prorocentrum cordatum is the source of this 2026-nucleotide messenger RNA. Lineage: Eukaryota; Dinophyceae; Prorocentrales; Prorocentraceae. The record is from the annotation of a GenBank genome assembly.